AACAGCAGGCGAAUUGUCCGGGGCAUUUUCACCAUUUUAGUGAGCCGUAAGAACGUGACAGCUCGGAAAUGAAGCUAUUUUGCGUUGUUUUGGUUAUUUACGUUGUGGCUCUGACCCUCUUCGGAGUCGACGGACGCGGCGGGGGAUACACUGGGGCAGAGGAACCGAAGUUCAACGGGCUGUUCAGGCGGGCAAGACAUCAUGUCUCCGAAAUGAAAGGCGGUCUUCUCCACGGCAACGAACCGCCACCACCACCGAAAUUCCGAUCUCGUCGUGAUGCAUUGGAGGAGUCACUGCUGGCCAAUGGGGACCCAUCUCCGCCAAAACGUAUUAGGCAACGUCGUCAGGCUCCACCUGGAAUGCCCCCACCACCUGAUGGUCUGCCACCACCACCCCAGUUCCGUUAAAGAUUCCUGAAGGUAUAGCAUAAAGUUGGGCGUUUGUGCAUGUAAACGGGAACCACAUCGAGGCAAAUAAAACUAGUUUGAAGCAUUCCAAAAAGUA
This is a messenger RNA of Drosophila ficusphila, 504 nucleotides long. RefSeq names its product formin-like protein 2. NCBI's taxonomy places the organism in Eukaryota, Metazoa, Arthropoda, Insecta, Diptera, Drosophilidae. The coding region runs from base 69 to 407 and encodes 112 amino acids. The record is from RefSeq and is a predicted model, not a curated record. The transcript is spliced from 5 exons.